This is a messenger RNA of Caenorhabditis briggsae, 174 nucleotides long. The coding region runs from base 1 to 174 and encodes 57 amino acids. The record is from RefSeq and is a predicted model, not a curated record. NCBI's taxonomy places the organism in Eukaryota, Metazoa, Nematoda, Chromadorea, Rhabditida, Rhabditidae. The transcript has 2 exons.
AUGCUGGAGCGUGUGUUGAGCGUAUUCAUCUUCGUCCUUUACCUUUUCGAUACUGUGUUCGCUUCCCAAGAAGAGCACAACAAAGGAAAAGAUAACAUGUACAAGAGAAAAAUCAGUGCAGUCGGAAUCAAAGAUCGCGGAGUUCGUGUUGAGCAGUUUGCCGUCCCAUCCUAA